CAUGGGCCGAAUGGAACUUGUAUAAUAAUAAUGCAGAGGUAGGAACAGAAGAGGAUAUCAGCAGCAGAAGUAGCUUCCCUCUCUCGUCCCCAGGCAGGCAGAGGCUCCAAUGGAGUUGUAAGCACUGUCCAUUUCCCAUCUCCCCACCCCGAGAAAACCACCCCGAGAAAACCAGGGGCACGCCAAGAACAGCCCACGGGACGCACCGAAGAAGCUCGGUCGGUGCGAGCCCGAUUCCCCAAAUCCCGGCCGCCACCCGCCGGAGCUGGCAAUUAUUAUUAACACGUUCCUGCAAAUCUUGCUCUUGCCCGGCCGCUCCUCCGGCGAGUGACCGCGUUGUUUCGCUCGUUCGUUCGUCGGUCGGGAAGGCAGGAAGGUAGGUUUUUCCAUUGGGAUUUGGGAAUUGCGCGGCUCGCGUUCUUGGAUUUGGUUACGCGCGAGAAAAGUUGCCAUCUGCUUUUUCUUGCCGGGGGUCCAAAGCUUUGAUCUGCGUCACACACCUGUGCCUGUGUCUGCGGUUCUUCUUAUCCGGAAGGCAUCCGAGGGGGAGGAGACCACGGGCGGCACGUGAGGAGCAGUUGGCGAUGGCGAGAAAGAGCACCGGCGACGGGCGGAUGCCGCUUACAUAAAGCGCAGGCGGGGCGCAGGGGGGCGGUUGGAGAGGAGAUCUGCAUUUCCUGAGCGUUUGGGUGCAGAAGAGAGAUACAGAGAGGCAGAGGGAGACAGACCGAGAGAGGGAGCAAUGGGCACCGCGGUGGAGGCGGCGGCGUUCGGCACGGUGGAAGGGGUGGUGGGGGAGGUGAUGCGGCUUCACCGGUCGCUGCCGGCGCGCCCGUCGCUGGAGGAGGUGGAGGCGGCCGAGGCGCUGGCGCGGGCCGCGGACCGGGAGGAGCGGGCGCGCCUCGACGCCGUGGAGGCCCUGCGGAGGUCCCCCGUGGUCCCCGAGGAGCUCUUCUACGUCGCGCAGGAGAUGCACCGCGCGCUCGCGGGCUUCCAGUGCCGGGAGCAGAAGCGUGACGCCACACGGCUCCUCGAGCUCGACGCGUUGCACGCGCUCUUCGACGGCCUCAUCCAGCGCGCGUCCCAGUGCGUGCCCUCGUCCUCCUCCGGCGCUGCGCCGCGCAUCACCACGACGACGACUGCUGCCGCUGCCGCCUCCUCCUCUUCGUCCGCCGUGGUGGCGGCAGUGGACCGCUCCUCUCUGGGCACCAACGGGUUCAAUGUGGAGCGGAAGGUGGGGAAGGGCACGGGGCGUGUCUCCAUGGAUGACAGCUAUGUCAAGAAGGCGAAGGCGACAAUGUGGGACGGCGGGGUUGCGGCGGCGAGCUCCCUUGCGCCGCGGGGAACCGUUACCGCAAACUCUGCAAAAUCCGCGGCGGUUCUAGUGGAUGGCAGUUAUGGAGAUGAUAAGGAGAAAUUCAGCCUCAUUAAGCUAGCUAGCAUGAUUGAAGUGGCUGCGAAGAAAGGCGCUAGGGAUCUCAACUUCCAGGGAAAGCUCAUGGCCCAGAUUGAGUGGAUACCGGAUUCAAUUGGAAAGCUUAUUGGGCUUGUUACCCUUGAUAUUUCGGAGAACCGGCUUGUGGCUUUGCCAGAGGCAAUCGGGAAGCUUUCUUCUUUGACCAAGCUGGAUCUUCAUGCUAAUCGAAUCGCUCUUCUCCCUGAAUCGAUUGGGGAUCUCCGCAGCUUGAUUUGUCUCGAUCUGAGAGGCAAUCAGCUUACUUCAUUGCCCUCUAGUCUUGGCAGGUUGAUGAAUCUCGAGGAGCUUGACAUGGGUGCAAACCGGAUUGUCACGCUACCUGAUUCAAUAGGAAGCCUCACAAGACUGAAGAAGUUAAUGGUGGAGACAAAUGACCUUGACGAGUUGCCUUACACAAUUGGUCAUUGUGUUUCACUGGUUGAAUUGCAAGCAGGCUAUAAUCAUCUGAAGGCACUUCCAGAGGCUGUUGGGAAGCUAGAAUCUCUGGAGAUACUCUCUGUGAGGUACAACAAUAUCAGGAGCCUUCCAACUACAAUGGCAUCUCUGACUAAGCUGAAGGAGGUUGAUGCCAGCUUCAAUGAGCUCGAGUCAAUCCCUGAAAACUUUUGCUUUGUCACUUCUCUUGUUAAACUGAAUGUCGGAAACAACUUUGCUGACAUGCAAAAGCUGCCUCGCUCAAUUGGCAACCUUGAGAUGCUGGAGGAGUUGGAUAUAAGCAAUAAUCAGAUUAGGGUUCUUCCAGAUUCUUUUGGAAACCUGCAUCAUCUCCGGGUGCUUCGUGCAGAAGAGAAUCCUCUACAAGUUCCACCAAGGGAGGUAGCUUUAAAGGGAGCUCAGGCUGUUGUUCAAUACAUGGCUGAUCAUACUACCAAGAACGCUACAAAGUCACAGACAAUUAAGACAAAGAAGACUUGGGCUCAGUUCUGCUUUUUCUCCAGGCCUAACAAAAGAAAGCAUGACCGGAUAGACAUGGAGACAUGAUUUACUCGAGCCAGGAUGCCAGAUGGAGCGUAGCCUUAUGCCUGUCGCUGGAAGAUUGUCCAAGUGAGUAAAGUCAGCCUUCAGGAUGGUGGUUCUUUCCACCUGUAUUGAACUGUGUGAUCAGGAUAUGCUCAACAAAAAAAAGAACCGUGUGAUCAGGAAGCCGGAGGAAUCGAACGAGAAAAAAAGAACAGAACAGUUUGCAUGUUUGUUUCAUUUUAUUUAUAUAUAUGGUUCUCUUUUCCUGUAAGAACUACCAAUGUUGCCUUAGAAAGAAGGAAAAGAAAAAUACUCCGGUGGCUAACUGGACAAUACCUUUUUUUGGAGACAUAAUUUACUUGUAUUUAUUCUUAUAUUAAUUAGACACGUAGUACAAUUUCAAUUUGUAAUUUGGGCCAAGAAA
Molecule: messenger RNA, 2861 nt
Organism: Brachypodium distachyon (stiff brome)
Lineage: Eukaryota; Viridiplantae; Streptophyta; Magnoliopsida; Poales; Poaceae
Product: plant intracellular Ras-group-related LRR protein 4
Exons: 4
Coding region: 743-2458 (571 amino acids)
Molecular function (GO): protein binding
Source: RefSeq, a predicted model, not a curated record